Molecule: messenger RNA, 1564 nt
Organism: Gossypium raimondii (Peruvian cotton)
Lineage: Eukaryota; Viridiplantae; Streptophyta; Magnoliopsida; Malvales; Malvaceae
Exons: 3
Coding region: 261-1238 (325 amino acids)
Source: RefSeq, a predicted model, not a curated record
AGCCUCUCCUUCUCUCUUCUAUUAGAUCUAGAAAAGAGCGUCUUCUCUCUUCAAACCCUAAUCUGAGAAUCGCCCGUCUUUUAAUUAGCUGUUAUUCUUUUUCGGGUUUUGGCGGGAUAAAUUCGGGGUUUUCAGUAAUAUCGCCCAAAGAUUUUAGAGUUACAAAUUAUUAAUUUUUUUCCUUUUCUUGAUCCGAUCCCGAUCUUAUUCGAUUUAGGGUUUCGUUUUUCCGUUUGUUGCUGUUGUUGGUGAAUCAACAGAUGUCUCGGUGUUUUCCGUAUCCUCCACCGGGAUACGUAAAGAACGGAAUCCGCGAUGAGGCACUAAUUGAAUCGAUUAAGAUUAAGAGAGAAGAAGAGAAGGCCAAGAAGGAAAGGAAGAAAGAAAAGAAGGAGAAGAAAGAGAAAAAACGGGAGAAGAAAGAAAGAGAUAAGUCUCGGGACAGUGGUGAAGCUGAAAGUAAAAAGCAUGGUCAUAAGAAAAGGCAUAAAGACGAGGGGAGCAAAGAAGAUCAAAAAGGAGGAGACCGUCAAAAGAAAAGAGAGUACGAAGUGGAAUGUUUUGAGAAGAGUACGCUUACUGAAGAACAUGGUCAGGCGGUUGGACCACAGAACUCUUCUGAUAGCACCCUUAACAGCAGUAAAAGACAGAAGCUGAGCUCGCCUCCUGACAGUGGGCAAAAUCCUGGAAGCAUUAUCCGGAUCCGAUUGCCUUCCCAAAGGCAUAAAGAUCCUGAAGUGCUACCCAGCAAGGAACAGCCUUGCUCUACCUCAGGAAACACUGAUGAGGCCUUUGUUCAACGGGUGCAUGAGCAUGCUCCUAGACCAGGCAAAGAACUGGAAGAACAACCUUGUUCGACUUCCGAUAUUAAACGCCCGGAGCUAACUUUCAAGCUCGGCAAAGAAAAAGCUUGCUCCUCUUCUCGCACAUCAGAAACUCUUGCUCAUAAUACCAAGGCGCCAACGCUGUCAAACUUGUGUACCACUUGCCCUCCGAAAUUAGCUUUACAAUUCAAAAACCUUGUGGAGGAUUGGGUUAUGCCUACACCGCAAAGCGAGUUAACCAGUUCUGGCGAUGAUGACUGGCUGUUUCAGAAGAAGCAAAACCUCAACACCGAGGUUAAAACCCACAAAGAUGGAAAUCUUAACUCUAACCAAAUGAGCUCGGCAACUUGGCCACGUGCUUGCUUCUUGCCCGAGGCCGAUAUAUACGCAUUACCAUUCACGGUACCGUUCUGAACUAUAUUUUGCAUAGGAGAAAAAGGCAUGCAAAGUGUGAGAAACUAGAAAAAAAAUAGUGGUUAAUUUUAGUUCAUGGUGCUGAAAGUGUGAAGGGUUUGUUGCCAGCAUUUCAGCUCCUUAAUUUCGUUUUAAUGUUGGGAAUUAGGACCCUCAAUUUGAGGAGAGGAUAAAUUUUGUGCGGCGACCCCUUAGAAAAAAGAAAAAAAAGAUGGCUACUGAGGGCGUUUUCUUUUUAAACCAUUACUGGUGAAAAAAAGAAUGAGGUUAUUGAUGUAUUACAAAAUUCAAUUCUUUCUAGUAAUAUGGGUAUCGCUGUUUGUUCA